GGAGAGAGCCAGGCGUAGGGGCGGGGGCGGGGGACCCCUUCCUCCUAAUCCUCUCUCCAGGAAUCCCUGGCUUUGGGACAGGACGGCUGUCUUUGGCUGGGGGAGGCGCCCGGGCCGGGUGCAUGUCCUGGGCCUCCGGCCAAGAGAACAUGAUGUUCCCAAGUGCGCGGGCCGCCGCCCUCUCGAGCUGGCCGCCUCCCAAACCACUGCCUCUCCAGCCUCCCUGUCCCACAUUCCCCGGCUGCCUCGCUCCGCCCUCUUCCUCCGCUUUGACGUCACCGCUCUCUCCCGCCCCCUCUCCUCCAUUGACGGCAGCAGGGCCCGGUUACUGUGGGGACUGUGAGGCUGGACGACCAGGGCCUUGCGAGCAGGUACUGCCUGGGAUCGAACUUCUCAGUUCUCAGAGGCUUGCGUCUCCCACCUCGCUCCCCCAGCCAGGCCGCCCGGCCCCCUCGUGCGCUCUCGUGGUGGCCUCUCUGCCUGCUCUGUUUCCCCCUUGCCCUCCCCAUGGCGCAGACAUGAAUGGCCCCCUGGAAGGGGCUGAUGGGGGAGGGGACUCCGGACCGGGGGAGUCCUUUUGCCCUGGAGGGGCCCCAUCCCCUGGGCCGCCACAGCACCGGUCUUGCCCCGGCCCCAGCCUGGCUGAUGACACAGAUGCCAACAGCAAUGGCUCCAGCGGCAAUGAGUCCAACGGGCCCGAGUCCAGGGGCGCAUCCCAGCGGAGCUCACACAGCUCCUCCUCUGGCAACGGCAAGGACUCCGCCCUGCUGGAGACCACUGAGAGCAGCAAGAGCACAAACUCUCAGAGUCCCUCCCCACCCAGCAGCUCCAUUGCCUACAGCCUCCUGAGCGCCAGCUCCGAGCAGGACAACCCGUCUACCAGUGGCUGCAGCAGUGAACAGUCCGCCCGGGCCAGGACCCAGAAGGAACUCAUGACGGCUCUGCGGGAGCUCAAGCUUCGGCUGCCGCCAGAGCGUCGGGGCAAGGGCCGCUCCGGGACCCUGGCCACGCUUCAGUAUGCUCUGGCCUGUGUCAAGCAGGUGCAGGCCAACCAAGAAUACUACCAGCAGUGGAGCCUGGAGGAGGGCGAACCUUGUGCCAUGGACAUGUCCACUUAUACCCUGGAGGAGCUGGAGCACAUCACGUCUGAGUAUACGCUCCGCAACCAGGAUACCUUCUCCGUGGCGGUCUCCUUCCUGACGGGCCGCAUCGUCUACAUCUCAGAGCAGGCGGGUACCCUGCUGCGCUGCAAGCGGGACGUGUUCCGGGGCGCCCGCUUCUCUGAGCUCCUGGCCCCCCAGGAUGUGGGCGUCUUCUACGGUUCCACUGCCCCAUCUCGCCUGCCCACCUGGGGCGCCGGGGCCUCGGCAGGUUCAGGCCUCAAGGACUUCACCCAGGAGAAGUCUGUCUUCUGCCGUAUCAGAGGGGGUCCUGACCGGGAUUCAGGGCCUCGGUACCAGCCAUUCCGCCUAACGCCGUACGUGACCAAGAUCCGGGUCUCAGACGGGGCCCCCGCGCAGCCAUGCUGCCUGCUCAUUGCAGAGCGCAUCCACUCGGGUUACGAAGCUCCCCGGAUCCCUCCUGACAAGAGGAUCUUCACUACUCGGCACACGCCCAGCUGCCUCUUCCAGGAUGUGGACGAAAGGGCCGCCCCCCUGCUGGGCUACCUUCCCCAGGACCUCCUGGGGGCCCCAGUCCUCCUGUUCCUGCACCCUGAGGACCGGCCCCUCAUGUUGGCCAUCCACAAGAAGAUCCUGCAGUUGGCUGGCCAGCCCUUCGAUCACUCCCCCAUCCGCUUCUGCGCCAGGAAUGGGGAGUACGUCACCAUGGACACCAGCUGGGCCGGCUUCGUGCACCCCUGGAGCCGCAAGGUGGCCUUUGUGUUGGGACGCCACAAAGUGCGCACGGCACCCCUGAACGAGGACGUGUUCACUCCUCCGGCCCCCAGCCCAGCUUUGUCUCUGGACUCUGACAUCCAGGAGCUGUCCGAACAGAUCCACAGGCUGCUGUUACAGCCGGUACACAGCCCCAGUCCCACCGGGCUCUGUGGGGUCGGCCCCGCCGCUUCCCCGGGCCCUCUCCUCAGCCCUGGCUCCUCCAGUGAUAGCAACGGGGGUGACGCUGAGGGGCCCGGGCCUCCCGCCCCGGUGACCUUCCAGCAGAUCUGUAAAGACGUGCACCUGGUGAAACAUCAGGGACAGCAGCUUUUCAUCGAGUCCCGCGCUUGGCCUCCGCCCCGGCCCCGCCUCCCUGCCACAGGCACCUUCAAGGCCAAGACCCUUUCCUGCCAGUCCCCAGACCCGGAGCUGGAGAUGGUCCCUGCUCCAGUCCAGGCUCCACUCACCUUGACCCCUGAGGAGGUGGAGAGAAAAGAAGCCAAUGGUUGUUCCUACCAGCAGAUCAACUGCUUGGACGGCAUCCUCAGGUACCUGGAAAGCUGUAACAUUCCCAGCACCACCAAGCGUAAAUGUGCCUCCUCCUCCUGCACCACCUCGUCAGCCUCCGACGAUGACAAGCAGAGGACAGGUCCGCUCCCUUUGGGGGCCAAGAAAGAUGCGUCGGCGGUGCUGUCCGGGGAGGGGGCCGCCCCACAGAAGGAGCCGGUGGUGGGAGGCGCCCUGAGCCCGCUCGCCCUGGCCAAUAAGGCAGAGAGCGUGGUGUCCGUCACCAGUCAGUGUAGCUUCAGCUCCACCAUCGUCCACGUGGGAGACAAGAAGCCCCCGGAGUCGGACAUCAUCAUGAUGGAGGACCUGCCUGGCCUGGCUCCAGGCCCAGCCCCCAGCCCAGCCCCCAGCCCCACAGUAGCCCCUGACCCAGCCCCAGAUGCCUACCGCCCGGUGGGCCUGACCAAGGCCGUGCUGUCCCUGCACACACAGAAGGAGGAGCAGGCCUUCCUCAGCCGCUUCCGAGAUCUCGGCCGACUGCGUGGACUUGACGGCUCCUCCCCGGCCCCCUUGGCCCCUGGCGAGCGAGGCUGCCACCACGGCCCCGCACCCCCCGGUCGCCGACACCACUGCCGAUCCAAAGCCAAGCGCUCACGCCACCACCAGACCCCCCGGGCUGAAGCCCCUUGCUUCACCUCCCACCCGUCCCCCGUGCCACCCUCUGCCCCCUGGCCGCCCCCACCGGCCACUGCUCCCUUCCCAGCCAUGGUCCAGCCCUACCCUCUCCCGGUGUUCCCACGGGGAGGCCCCCACCCUCCUCCCUCCGCCCCUGCUUCCGGGCCCCCUGCAGCUUUCCCCGCCCCCCUAGUGACCCCGAUGGUAGCCUUGGUGCUCCCUAACUACCUGUUCCCGACCCCGUCCGGCUAUCCCUAUGGGGUACCCCAGACUCCCGCUGAAGGGCCUCCAACCCCGGCCUCCCACUCCCCCUCUCCGUCCCUGCCCCCACCGCCCCCCAGCCCUCCCCACCGGCCCGACUCUCCCCUGUUCAACUCGAGAUGCAGCUCCCCACUCCAGCUAAAUCUGCUGCAGCUUGAGGAGCCCCCCCGUGUUGAAGGGGGUGCUGUUGCAGGGGGCACUGGGAGCAGUGCUGGGCCCCCGCCUCCCAGUGAGGAGGCUGCUGAGCCAGAGGCCAGACUGGUGGAGGUAACGGAGUCCUCCAAUCAGGACGCCCUCUCGGGCUCCAGCGACCUGCUGGAGUUGCUGCUGCAAGAAGAUUCUCGAUCUGGCACGGGCUCCGCCUCCUCGGGCUCCGGCUUGGGCUCCGGGUCCGGGGCAGGCUCCCACGAGGGAGGCAGCACCUCAGCCAGCAUCACACGCAGCAGUCAGAGCAGCCACACGAGCAAGUACUUUGGCAGCGUUGACUCUUCUGAGGCCGAAGCCGGGGCCGCCCCGGCCAGGGCUGAGCCUGGGGACCAGGUCAUUAAGUACGUGCUCCAGGAUCCCAUCUGGCUGCUCAUGGCCAACGCCGACCAGCGCGUCAUGAUGACCUACCAGGUGCCCUCCAGGGACAUGGCCUCUGUGCUGAAGCAGGACCGGGAGCGGCUCCGGGCCAUGCAGAAGCAACAGCCUCGCUUCUCAGAGGACCAGCGCAGGGAACUGGGUGCUGUGCACUCCUGGGUCCGGAAGGGUCAGCUGCCUCGGGCCCUCGAUGUGAUGGCCUGUGUGGAUUGCGGCAGUAGCACCCGAGACCCCGGCCACCCUGAUGACCCGCUCUUCUCGGAACUGGACGGACUGGGACUGGAGCCCAUGGAGGAGGGCGGAGGCGAGGGUGGUGGUGGUGGUGGCGGCAGUGGCGAGGGUGAGGGCGGAGAGGAGGCCGGCGCUCAAGCUGGGGCCAGGGCCUCAAGCUCCCAAGACCUGGCCAUGGAGGAGGAGGAACAAGGUGGGAGCCCAUCCAGUCCAGCCUUACCUGCCACGGAAAAUGGCACCAGCUAGACCACAUUUUGAGGCCACCUCUGGGAGUGCAUGAGAAGCUUCCUUCUCCCUUCUUCCACCUCUCAGAACCAGCCGUGGCUGGACCAACCGAUAGGAAACUGCCCCAGCUUCUCCCGCUUAGGGGGCCGGACCCCCAUCAGCAGCCCAGGAUCCAGGGGCAGCUUCUGGCUUCUUAGGAUACAGAGGGUGGGACUCUUCAGCCAGCCCAGCCCAGCGAAGCCUCCUCUCCCGCCGCUGGUGAGGAGACCUUCCUUCCCCUGGACAAGGCUGCUGACGAGCUGCUGAAGUGGUCUCUCCAAGCCCUGGCUGAGCCCAAGUCCAGGUCCCUGAGGGUUGGGGCUACACUUAUUUAUUGGGGGAGACAGCUCGCUCUCCCACCUCCUUCCUAGAAGGGAGGAGGAGGGCCCGAGGCCCAAGCAGGACCCAGCGGUCCAAACCCCUAGCUGCUCCAGGGUGGGGGACGUUGGUGGACCAUGGAGUCCCUGGUGCUGCCCCUCAGGUGGGACCCAGGUGUUCUCAGCUGUACCCUCUACCGAUGGCAUUUGUGUUUUUGAUAUUGUGUCU
Felis catus (domestic cat) is the source of this 4943-nucleotide messenger RNA. RefSeq names its product period circadian regulator 1 (gene PER1). The coding region runs from base 123 to 4379 and encodes 1418 amino acids. The record is from RefSeq and is a predicted model, not a curated record. Lineage: Eukaryota; Metazoa; Chordata; Mammalia; Carnivora; Felidae. Gene Ontology annotation, cellular component: cytoplasm; nucleus. Gene Ontology annotation, molecular function: transcription cis-regulatory region binding; transcription corepressor binding. The transcript is spliced from 23 exons. Gene Ontology annotation, biological process: circadian regulation of gene expression; entrainment of circadian clock by photoperiod; negative regulation of transcription by RNA polymerase II.